AUGGAAUCCAUCUUUAGUUAUUAUAAGAGCAUCCCAGCCUUCCGUAAGACAUUUAGCCUGGAGGACUUCUUAGACAACAGCUGGAGAAACUAUAAUGCAUCGGUAGCCAACAACCACUACGCUCACAAUAUUCUGGCUUUUGACUUUGGCUUUAAGAAUAAUAUUGCAGCUGGUGCUGGAGACUUUGAGGAGAGAACCACUGUGGCUAUUAAAACCAUAGAACAGGACUUUAAUCUUAUACUAAUUUCUGAAUACUUUGAUGAGUCCAUGGUCUUGCUCAAGUACUCCCUCUGCUGGUCCUUGGAAGAUAUGGUUUCCUUUCGGCUCAAUAGUCGCAGUGAACAAACUCGGCAUUCACUUUCACCGAACACUGCAGAAAAAAUCAAGAAGUGGAAUGCUUUAGACUGGAGGAUUUACCUGCACUUCAACACAACCUUCUGGCACAAAGUUGAUAGUCUUGUUGGACGACAGAAGAUGGAGAGAGAAGUAGCUCAGCUGAGAAAGCUACAAGUCAAGCUUGCAAACACUUGCCUGAAAGAUAGAUGUGCGGUUGACCCAUCACUGGUAAAGGAUGCUAGGCUGAAGCCUUUUCAGUAUGGAACAGCUGUCAUUCAGGGCUAUAACCUAAACCCAAACUUAAAUAUACAAACCAAAACAAAAUGUCAGAGAUUUAUCUUACCAGAACUGCAGUACACACAUCGUCUGUACACCAAGCAGUUCCCAAAGGAAGCUGCUAAGCAUAAACAGGCAACUAAGACUGUUAAAUAA
Molecule: messenger RNA, 768 nt
Organism: Pundamilia nyererei
Lineage: Eukaryota; Metazoa; Chordata; Actinopteri; Cichliformes; Cichlidae
Product: galactose-3-O-sulfotransferase 2-like
Exons: 1
Coding region: 1-768 (255 amino acids)
Biological process (GO): glycolipid biosynthetic process
Cellular component (GO): membrane
Molecular function (GO): galactosylceramide sulfotransferase activity
Source: RefSeq, a predicted model, not a curated record